AUGGCCAGAAUCAAAAGAACAACAAGGCAGUGUAGCUCUGAUGGAGUUUUCUUCCAUUCGGAUGGGUCGACUGUUUAUUCAGACGGCUCAAUAAGAGUGCCUCGAAGUGAGCUGUCGGAACACCCUGACAGCCCUUCCUAUCUUCCUCCUACCCCCACCUAUUACCAUUCGCCCACAUCUAGUGGAACUCCCAGUGAUGGAAUCCUGGGGGAGGCAGAUGAAGAAUAUCAACCCGGGCCUUCUGGACAGGCGCCGGAAGAGAGUCUAGGGGAGGACCCCGCUGCCACCAGUCGGCGGUCCCCUAGCUCUGAUGACGAGUCGGCCUCGUCAUCUUCUUCAAAGAAUGCCUCCGUAACUUCAGAGGAGGCUAGAUCAAACAUAGAUUCUGCUAGAGAGUCCCCUACUAUCAACAAAGCAAUGGAAAAGCUCUCGGCCACAAGGAAGCCGGUUGUAUCUGCUGCUCGAUACAGGUCGAAUGUCCUAAACAGGGCAAAAGUAACCACUCACACCAAAGUGGACGAGCAGAAAACUGGCGGCACCCCCAAGGUUGCGCCUUCCAAAUCUCCUUCAAAACCAUCCAACCCUAAGGUCCAAAAGACAAGGGCGGGUGAUGUUUGCGCAUCCAGCAAGGGCGGCCGGAAGCACAUUGCUCAUAGGCCCAAGAAGGGCCCAGACGCCUCUUCUCUCGAAGCUGAACAGGAGAUCAGCAAACCGAAUGCCCAGAGGGCAUCGAAGGGUGGCUUUAAGCAACCCACCACUGCUGUCAGCUCAGCAGGAGAGAAGAGGAGCCUGGGGAGAGAGGAGGAACAGAAGGACGACGUUCCUGUGCAGAGGCCGACUGUAGUCCAGAUGGCCAAGUCCAUGAUGAGGGCGGUUGAUCCUGACGACAAGGCGUCUGUCAGAGGAGUCGGCACCCUUGACUUGGAUGGCAUCUUGGGGAACCUCUGCGAGGCCAUGCUGCGCGUCCAAGGGCUUAGACUACCCCUCAAGGAGAAGUCCAAAGAGGAAACAGUUGCCAAAGCUCGGGCCGAGUCCGCCUUGGAUCGAGCUCAAUUUGAUAUUGCUCAGAAUGAGUUUCUGACGCUUGAUAUGAUGUAUUCGCAGGCGGAAGCCAAUAUGCAGGUGAAGAAGGACCUGGACUCGGCCCGCCUGCGCAUCACUUCCCUUAAGAAAGAGAUUACAACUCUUAAGGAGAAGCUCGAGCCUCUUCAAGAUGCCAAAGAAGAGGCCGAGAGAGCCAUGCAGAAGGUGGGCCGCUUGGAGCAGCGCCUCAGCAACCAGGAGCAUCAGCUGAAGUCCAAGUUUGAGUCCGUGGCUGAUCAAGUGAGAGAGGCUCUUGUUAAGAAAAUGAUGAGAGAUUAUGAAGCCAUCAUGCGGGACACUUGGGCGGCUGUACAACCGGACUCAGACUAUCAGAUUUGGAAAUCCAAAUUUGACGAAGCCAGCAAAGCAUUCGACGCUCGCCUUAUUGAAGAGGCUGAGAAUGCUGAGGCCGAGGAAAGUUCUGGGUCCGACUCUUCUAGGGAGUCGUCCUCUGGUGGCGAGGAGGAGGAUCAGGCGGAGGAGCAAGAGAAAAAGGAUGAAGAGCAGCCGAAGUACGAUAGGCCGGCUGCCACUAAAGAGGCUCUCCCCUGA
Messenger RNA from Chenopodium quinoa (quinoa), 1635 nucleotides. RefSeq names its product inner centromere protein-like. Bases 1 to 1635 code for a protein of 544 amino acids. The transcript has 5 exons. The record is from RefSeq and is a predicted model, not a curated record. NCBI's taxonomy places the organism in Eukaryota, Viridiplantae, Streptophyta, Magnoliopsida, Caryophyllales, Amaranthaceae.